Messenger RNA from Diaporthe amygdali, 2364 nucleotides. Its product is annotated as transmembrane and coiled-coil domain-containing protein 4. The record is from RefSeq and is a predicted model, not a curated record. Bases 1 to 2364 code for a protein of 787 amino acids. The transcript has 4 exons. NCBI's taxonomy places the organism in Eukaryota, Fungi, Ascomycota, Sordariomycetes, Diaporthales, Diaporthaceae.
AUGGAAGCCUCUCUUCCAUCCAGCUCCAAGGCGACGAAGAAGGGUGGAUGCCAGUCCUCUGAUCCACCCCUCAACGACGCUGGAUAUGAGCCUGACGGAGACGAUUCGCCUAACGAAGACACCGAAGUGGAGGUCAUCGUCAACGACUCCGAUCUGAACAUGCCCUCCAACCGCCAACGUCCUCCGCCUAGGCGAGAGGCCGACAUGAGCUCCAUCAUCAACACGGCCCAGAGGGCCGAGCUCAGCACCCUGAUCGAGGCCAUUAUGGAAAAGAUCAGCACUCAAGUCCAGAAGCCUUUCACCUUCCUCAGCCACCCUGCUGCUCAGAAGAACCGUGUUCAGGUCUGGAACUAUGCUCCCGUAAUGGAGGCUGCCGUCGCUUCUGUCGAUCCUGCCGCUGGACCUCCAACUAACGGCGUCGUGGUUUAUGGAUACUGCAAGCCUAGCAUGUCGGUCCAGGAGCUAGACGAUGCCGGAGUCUGCCCAGAUCCAGGUGAGACCGAGGCCACUCCAGAUCCUGAAAAAGUCCAAGGCCAAGACGCAGGCGAUGCCGAUCAUGGUGCUGAUGAUGACGACGGCAAAGCCCCUUUCGUUAUCAUCCCCGAAAUCGGUGCCAACAGCGUCGAGGCUACGGUUCCGUCUAUGUCUGAGCUGCAGAAGGAUGUCAGCUCCUACUUUGGCAAGUGGAAGGCCGCUUUUCAGAAGCGAUUCAAUGACUUCGUCGUUCCCAAGUUCGCCAACUCCAGUGCUGGACCGCCCGGGCAAGGCCAGGGCCCUCCUCGUGGAGGUGCGGUUGGAGCUGGUGCUUCAGGUAGAACCCAGCAGCCACAACAAGCGAUCAGAGGCAUUGCCUAUCAGGCCGACUUGAAUCUGAUACGACGUUUCCCGCCAGCUCAGACGCCCCUGACCACUCUCCCUGUUGACAAGAGACGCCUUCUCCUCCAUUCAAUAAUGCUCAUGUUGCUGUCUACCGAGCACUACAUCGCAUACUCCCACAUAUUCAUGAUGUACCUCGCGUCCUCACUGCACAUUCCCAUGUACGCCUUGAUUGAGGACGAGAACCGAGUUGCCCAAAGCCUUGGCAAGAUCUACAAGACGCUGUGCGACGAGUCAGAGAAGUGUGAGGCCGAGGAACAGAAGAAGGUGGAGGAGCUCAAGAAGGCAAAUGAAUGCAAGAAAUCGGAUGCUGUGGAGCAUACCGACACCACGGAUGCCGAGGAGAUCAAAGCGGUCCAGGAGACCAAGCAGGUCCAAGGAACCAAGCCGGUCAAGGACACCAGGCCCCUCAGGAAGUAUCGCCCGGUCACGAACCCAGUCCAGGCCGGCACUACCCUCCUCGCAGCUGGCCUGGGCAUGAUGCCUGCUGGACAAGGUCUCCCAGCUGUCAGCCUUCCGCCUGUCACAGUGGCCAAUCUCCUCGGUUCUUUGAGUGAUAAUGAGAGCGCGCUUGCCACGUUUUUCGGAGUUAACCCCAACCGGCCGUCCACCAAGUCCAUUGACAGCUUUGCUCUCACCCUUCAAGACAUCAGUUUCAUUCCACUGCACGGUCCCGAGGAAUCUGGCUUUCAAAACCAGAAGGACGUUGCUCCCGAGGACCGGCGAAUGCGUCUCGUCUUGUGUGUCAAUGGCCUGCUUACGAAUAAAGACGAUGUUGGUGGCCACUGGAAGAAGCUGGGGUCUCAGAACGAGACAUACAUUGUUCGCUGGGAGACCGAGACUCUUGAAAAGAUUGGAAGCGCCUUUGAAACUUUGCUCAAGAGUAAGGCAUGGGCUGAGUGUCAGAAGGAGCUCAACCGCACACCCAUCCUCACCAAGAUGCUCCUGUCCGACUGGCCAAAUGCUCUCCUGAGAUCAAGCAAGGUUGUCGACAAUGCUUGGAUCAUGGGCAUGACACGCAGCACCAAACUCUCCUCCUGUCUGUCUGAUUUGAUCACAGGACAUCUCCACGGAGAACGAGGAUUGACUCUCAUCGGAUAUGGUGUUGGCGCUCGCGCGAUCUACCUUACUCUGACAUACUUGGCCGAGCGAAAGCUGUAUGGCCUAGUUGACUCUGUCAUCUUGAUGGGCGCCCCCGUUCCCGGCGACACUGGUACCUGGACUGCCCUGAAGAGCGUCGUGACGGGCCGUUUUGUGAACGUCUUUGCGAAGAACGACUACAUGCUGGCAUUUGCGUCACGAAGUGGACCCAGCUAUUUUGUCGACCUGGUCAAGGCCAGCACACUCAGGGACAAGGACGAGGACGCGGACGCGGGCAUGGUCCUGGAUUUUUCGAGAACAAGGAAAAUACCCAGCCACAGGGCCGUGGUGGCAAGUAUGGUCGCAACAACAGCGAUAGACGCCUCGCUGGUCAGGUGGGAAAGAUGA